Molecule: messenger RNA, 2092 nt
Organism: Verruconis gallopava
Lineage: Eukaryota; Fungi; Ascomycota; Dothideomycetes; Venturiales; Sympoventuriaceae
Exons: 2
Coding region: 1-1827 (608 amino acids)
Molecular function (GO): protein binding
Source: RefSeq, a predicted model, not a curated record
AUGUUGCUGGAUCUCCCGCCGGAGAUUCUGGAGCUGAUUCUCCUGGCCUUGCCCCCGGACAGCUUUGCCAUCAUCCUUAUGACCUCCAAAGCCCUACGGGCCGCAAUCCUUGCGACUCCAAAGAUUCUGCGAUGCCAGCUGCUCAAACUUCCUGGCUUACGUCCAUCUGACCAAGCAACCAUUAGCGAACUGCUACGUACAUUCAAUCGGAGAGCCGCCCUGAACGCGUCUAACGGUCUCCAAGCAUAUGCCGAUGUCAUCGUUAACAAGCCGUCGGUUGCCGAGUCUCACGAAUUGUGGACUCGACCGAAGUUUAAUUGGAUCCAAAGAUGCUGCGUCGACGGUUGCUAUAGGGGUGUGCUAGCCACCGCAGCGGACUACUGCGGGACGAUACAUGUUUAUCGCAUUCGCAAAGGGAGAAUAAUUCCCUUGUACAAGCUGGAUCCUCGAAAUCUCGGAUUGGACGAAGAUGACUCCCCCUAUAUUCGCUAUCGGUGCGUUGCGAUGCGGUGGCAGCGCUGCCACAACACCCAUUUGGAUCAUCUCGUCGCUCUCUUCGGCUACAGCGUAGAGAGCGCCGCGCACGGAACAAAGGGUUCGUACAUAAGCAAGUUUGUAACGGAGGCAGUGGAGAAGGCUCAGUGCACCUACCAUCUUUGUGGUUGGAAACUUUGCAAAGACACGACCAAACCAGCAUUUAGCCGCGAGGUCCAGGCUCCUCCGGACUAUGAGCCCAUCAUAAUCGCAACGACCGAGGAUUUUUCUGCCGACUACACAUGCUAUCCCGUCGCAGUCAUCUUCCGGAAGAUUUUAGUGCCAAUAAACAUAUAUAAGCUCUCUAUAUAUCAGGUUACAGAUACGAGAACAGUCCACGUCCCCGUUAUAGCCUCGGAGCAAGAUGCCGUGGCCGGCCAUUACUUCUCUGAACCAAUCACAAGAGCACGCUUUACAUCGGGAAGACAUCCCGAACUUUGGAUCUUUGGGUCCGAUACAGCUCCUUUGGAUAUAGUGACUGAUUGUGUAAGCGAGGGCGUCUUAUCUCUAAGAUUUUCGUACUCCUCAGGCAGACCUCGCCCGCGUAACAUUCUCUUCACAUCUACAACCAACCCAACAAGCUUUAAAGGGCUGCCCAUCAAGUCUCAUCAUGCCCAUGAAUGUGGAAAAUACGAAAACGGAAGUACGUAUUGCGUUCAAACGAUCUUGGAGUUGGUCAUUACCAGAGGCAAACAAAGCGGAGCCUUUCUCGUCAAGUAUGCUGAAGAGCAAGAUUUUUGCUCGCCGUAUAACAUCAACGUCGAGCUACCAGCAAUGGAGUUCACGGUCGUUGCCAUGCUGCUUGGCUUGAAGGUCCCGUCGUCCUCCGAGAUGAAGCACAUCAUCGCGCUCUCGCCCGAUCAGGAGUGGGUUGCCAUCGCAGACUGGGAUAAGGUCAAAAUAUGGGGGCUUCACACCGAUGCAUUCUUCAAGCAGGAACAUGGAUCUCUUCCGCCCUUGUUAACAACGCACUCUUCCUUCGACUUCUCACGCACGUGGGAAGGAAAGCAAAACAAGGCAUUGCGACACGAAUUCGGUGCGCUUGACGACAAAGCCUACACGACGAACUGCGCUCAAGGUUAUUUUCAUGAUCACAUUCGUAUCAAGGGAAAGGAAAGAAAACGGAUCGUGGGUAUUCGGCCGAUAGAAUUGCCUUCGAGAGGCGUGGUUUUUAGUUUGGCUUUCGCAAACAAGAACAUCCUAUGGGCCUGGACAGAUCGGGGCCUGGUUAAGUGGGCUUGGAAUAAGAGAAGGCAAGGGCUCAGGGAGGAAGUGAUUUUACAACAGCUGUAGGGGAACUUGUGAUGGCACGUCUUGGUUUUGAAUAAAACGGCAAAGUUCACUCAUGAUCGAUCAAAUGACGAAGGGAAACGUGGCGCUGUCCCAUGAUGAAAGCAAAAUAAGCUAACAACGGCAAGAACCGCGCACUUAUUUGAGAUUUUAGAGCGCACUUAAGCUGAGUAUGUAAGCGCCGCCGACGAUGCAUUACCUUACUCACCAGACCUUUUACUAGGCAUUAGCUGAAAUCCACCAGUUUAGCAAUACAGUAAUGAAGAGG